GGCAGGAGCAGGUUAUUCAAAGCUGGACGGUACUAUCCUCAUCGACGAAAGAAUUGGCCGGCUCGCAGAAAGAGGGAGGCUCUAGGCCAAUUGGCUUUCGGUAGGGAGAAACUCGAUUGGCCCUCGAAAGGGGACCUGCCUAAAUUGCCUUCAAUCUAAAAUCUUAUUUUAGGCGGAGGCUGAAGCAACACCAGUAGUAAAUUCGAACGUUGGCCAAUCAGCUCUUCCCUGGGACCACCAUCACCUUGCCAACGAGGGCGGGACGAGAGGCAGGUCAUCGUUCUGCAAGGAAGCUGACUGAGAAUGGAAGAGACCACUUUGAAGAAGGUACUAGUGAAACAAAGAAUGGAGACCAAUGAGAAAAUAAACUGCAGUGGAAAAAAUAACAUCUCAUCACACAGGAAGGUUUAUCUGGAUUACAAUGCAACCACCCCUCUGGCACCAGAAGUGAUUGAGGCAGUUAAAGAAGCCAUGCAUGAAGCAUGGGGCAAUCCUAGCAGUUCUUAUGAAGCAGGUCAAAGAGCAAAGAAGAUCAUAAAUGAAGCUCGUGAAAAUCUGGCUAAGAUGGUGGGUGGACAGUACCAGGACAUUAUCUUCACUUCUGGAGGGACAGAAGCAAAUAAUUUAGUGAUUCAUACUGCAGUGAAGGAUUUUAUGAGAAACAGCAAACAAAGUACUGUUGGGACAAGCGAAAGCCGUCAAGAGAAGACUCUAGGGACACUGCCACAUAUCAUUAUAUCUUGCAUUGAACAUGAUUCAGUUCGUCUCCCUGUAGAGUACCUAGAGAAGGAACAGAAAGCUGAAGCCACUUUUGUCCCAGUGUCAAAGGUGACUGGACGAGUGGAAGUAGAUGAUGUUGUUGCAGCAAUCCAUCCAACUACAUGUUUAGUUUCUAUAAUGCUAGCAAAUAACGAAACUGGGAUUGUGAUGCCCAUCUCAGAACUCAGUCAGCAGAUUGAAGUUAUCAACCAGAAGAGAAAGGCUUCUGGUCUGCCAUGGAUCUUAAUACACACAGAUGCAGCCCAGAUGAUUGGGAAGGGUCAAGUGGACGUACAGGACUUGGGAGUAGAUUACCUCACUGUUGUAGGGCACAAGUUUUACGGCACACGUAUUGGAGCCUUGUAUGUGCGCGGACUUGGUGUCAGCACUCCUCUUCAUCCCAUGCUGUUUGGAGGUGGGCAGGAAUGGAGCUUUCGCCCAGGGACUGAGAAUACUCCAAUGAUUGCUGGUCUUGGCAAGGCAGCUGAACUGGUGAAUGAGAACUCUGAGCUAUAUGAAGCUCACAUGAAGAAAGUUCGAGAUUACCUGGAGGAAAGGCUUGAAAUUGUAUUUGGAAGACAAAAUAUCCAUUUUAACUGUCGACUGGAGGGCUCUAAACGACUUUGCAACACCUGUAACUUUUCCAUAUUGGGUUCGGGUCUACAAGGCUGGCUGGUGCUCUCACGCUGUAGGACUUUGCUCGCCAGUGUUGGUGCAGCCUGCCACUCUGAAAAGGGUGACCAGCCGUCAGCUGUUCUGCUUAACUGUGGAAUUCCUUAUAAUGUGGCACAGAAUGCCUUACGCCUCAGUGUCGGCCGUGAUACAAGCAAAGAAGAUGUGGAUCUGAUUCUAGAAGAUUUGAAACAGGCUGUGGCUGGGUUACAAUAGGGUGGAUACUCACAGUCAACAAAAAAGAAGAUUCUGUUCAUCAAUGUCAGGAAGUGAGCUUAUCUCAUCUUUAUACUCCAUUGCUCUAUGUGCCAUAUUUACAUUUGACAUAUUGAGGGCUAUUGUGUUCCCAUCAGUACUUUGAGACAGGAUUUUUGAUGAACAUCCAGUAAUGUGUUUUACAGCUCUUGAAUACCUCGGACCACUCUCUACAUCUAUGAGCACUGAUUUUUUUUUCCUGGAAUUCAGCACCAGUAAAUGCAGUUGGUGAAUUACACCAUUUAACAAGUUUUAGCAAGUAAAAGGAAGGGCAAGGAAAUAUUUCCACUGGAUAUUUAGAAUUGUUCCCGAGUAGAGAACUAAUGUGAAUAUAAUAUUUAGAAGGUAUAUGCAUUUAUUUACAUGAACAUACACAUAUAUGCCAGACACAUGUAUACAUAUAUGAAUGGUCAAGUAAAUCUCCAAAUUUGAAACAAUCAGGGAUUUGCCUUGGAGAUGUCAUGUUUACCACAAAGAUGCAUACUAAUAAAUUGAUCUACUUUAAUAAAGAAAGAAUGUAUAAUACAUCUAUUAUGUAUAAUACAUCUAUUAGAAUUAAAUAGCAGAAAGAAAACCAGAAUGCUUUCUUCAAGGCUACAUAGAGGCCUGUUUCUUUCCCUUCAACUUAGCCUUAAAGGGUUAUUUGCAGUUUUAUGUAGCUAAAUUUGCUCCCUUGAGUUGUACAAAAUAAAGAUGGGAUAUAAAUCUAAUAAUUAAUUGAAGAAUAAAUCAUGCUGAAGGCAAUACUCAUGGUAGGAGGUCUGAAUCAAGAAUUAUUGCUAUCCCUUUCUGCCCUGAAUGGCAAGAGGACAGAAUUACCCACAGUGGUAAUUCCCUUUUGAGAGGAAGCAAUUGCUGUGAUAGAUGCUGGCUUUCGCUGUUGCUUUUUGUCAUAAAUCAUAAAAAGUCGUAAAUAACAUAAAUUGUAAUGGGAUGUGAGAAUGACCUUGGAAGACAGGGUUGGGGGAUGCUGCCUAGGGAACAAUCAGAUAAAAGUGAGUGGAGCCCUCAACUGAGUAACGGGCAGAAAAAGAAACUUACAAAGGAUCAGCCAUAACUUGGCAGGUGGUAAAAAGGGACGGUGGGAGUUUUGUACUUUCAGACUUGCAUUCUGCUAUUGCAGCCUAACAAUAAAGUAGAAGUAGCUCAUCUUGUUGUGUUUUCUGUCUGGUUUACUUGGGAGGGCUGAUAUCAAUCUUGCAAGUUCAGCCAUCCCUGAUCAGUU
Molecule: messenger RNA, 2911 nt
Organism: Candoia aspera
Lineage: Eukaryota; Metazoa; Chordata; Lepidosauria; Squamata; Candoiidae
Gene: SCLY
Product: selenocysteine lyase
Exons: 13
Coding region: 304-1647 (447 amino acids)
Source: RefSeq, a predicted model, not a curated record